AGUUUGACAGCUACGGCUUACGAGCAUUAAUUUUUCUUCAGAUGGUAAAUCUUUGUGGACAAAUCGGACAAACCUAUACGAUUUUUCUAGUGUUUACGUUGAUAAUUUACGUUUGCUUUUCAUAGCUGAGAAUGUUUCGGUAAAUGCUUAUACAUAUGUGACUAAGUGAUCGAUCGAGUUUACCUCAACAUUAUGAUAGGCAAGAAGUAUGAUUUGUAGGAAAACAAACAUUUAAGAAUAAAUCAUUCAGUGCGCGCUUCAAAAGAUUCUCUAAGCAAAAAAUGGCGAAGAAAUUAGACUACAGGCCAAUUGUGUGUGCCGAUGAGCUGCAGGUGCUGUUGAAGGCCUGUAUUGAUGUGGGAGUCGAAGCAGUUAGACGAAAGGGUGGUCGCACAGAGCCUCUUUUCUACGAUGUAAAACGGCGAAUGUCGCACUAUGGUGACUUUCCAGAACGAAAAUUGUACCGAUUGCAGACGCACUACUUUCAUACGGAGCGAGAUUUUCUUAAUGGAAAGCUGAAUCCAUAUCCACCGGAAGCAAGAACAUUGUGGGGAACAGCGGAACAUGAUGCUAAUGCACCCGAUAAUGAUAAACGUUGGUCCGAACUAGUAAAUCAAAUCCAGCAACGCAAACAAAGCCCCUCGCAUGUAUCGAGGACGGAAUCGAAAGAAAUUGUUAAUCAAGCUCUGCAGCGAAACUUGGAGAAUCUUUCCGCAAACGCUCAAGACUAUGUCUUCGAGGAAAUUCUUUCAGAGUUGAAAAUGAAAAAAUUGUUUCUUAAUCGGAAUGUAACGGUUCUUAAGCUGGCCUAUUUAAGAUUACGAAAACAAUUUCAGAAAGGAAGAGUUCGUUAUCUCCUACCAGAGGCUGCUCAGCUUUGGCCUUCAAAUAGACUAGAACAAGUCACUAUUAAAACGGAGACCCCUCAUUCAGAUGAUGAAAAUGAACCACUUUCCCGAUUGUCGGGAAAUAGUCGACAGGAAUCAUCGCCUGAACCAUUGGAAACAGUAGAAAAAACUAAAAACGAAUGUCGAAUCUGCCAAUCUCUGUUGCGCGAAGAAUGUAAAGAUCUUUUGGAAGAUACGUACAAUAACAAAACGUACGGGAAAAUCAUUCAGGAAACUAUCCAAGUUGAGAUCCCUUGCGAUGGUCAAGCAAACAGUAAAAUUUGCUCACAUUGUUCCGAUUUGAUAGAAAAAAUGUUGCUCUUUGUUCAGCAGUGUCGGGAAGCUUGCAACAUCGUAAUUCCUAUCAAGUUUGAUGAAAUAUUUGUAGACGAAAAAAAGCACGUCGCCAUCGAAGAGGAUGCCAUAAGUGAAACAAAGCAAACUGAAACAAUCGAAUGUACGGACGCAGCAAUAGAGUACGAUUCGGACGAACUUUCCUCUCCUAUGCGAAGUCCAUCUCCUGUAGAUGUUAUUUGCGAGCUAAAAGAUGAAGUAAGCGAGGAAAAAGAAAAGAAAAUAAUUGCUAAUGAGGAUAAACAUUCUGAAUUUGGCGAGAGGAGUACUGAGGAAACGAUCACUGAUGAGCAGAAAUACCAGGAGUUUAUGAAAAGUCUACCAGCCAAACCCAAAAAACAACAGUGUCAUUUGUGUGGUAAAACUGUAAACAAGUUAGCUCUUCAUUUGACCAGUCACGGUGCAGCUGAGUUUCAGUGCGAAAUUUGUUCACAAAAAUGCACUAACAAACGUCAGCUACAAGAUCAUAUGAAUUUACACACAAAGAAGAAAACUUAUCCCUGCCGAACAUGCGAACGUGUUUUUUACAAUUGGACUUCUCGGAAGUAUCAUGAGCAAGCUCACUUUGUUAAAUUUAACUGCGAUAAAUGUGGUGCGGUUUAUACGACUGAAAGCGGUCUGCGUCAGCACAUUAAACAUAUACAUAAUGGAAUUAAGCAUUUGGCUUGUUUAAGUUGCCCAUUCAAGACGUUUGUUAAAUCUCGUCUACUAAACCACGUGCGAAGUCUUCACACCAGAGAACGACCGUAUCGGUGUACUUUCUGCGAAAGUACGGCAAACAGUUCCAACAGUUAUUAUACUCAUUUUCAACGACAUAAAAAGAGCGGCGAAGCAACGGAAUACUCGAUGCUUUGCGCAUACUGUGGGCAGCGCUUCAACAAAGACGCGGCCCUCGAGAAGCACAUCCUCAAUGAACAUUCAGAAGUGGCUGUUGUAGUUUGAACAGAAAUGUAUUAUUGAUUAUGAUUUGCUCGAGAUACAUGCUUGAUUGCUGUUUGA
Wyeomyia smithii (pitcher-plant mosquito) is the source of this 2240-nucleotide messenger RNA. Its product is annotated as zinc finger and SCAN domain-containing protein 26-like. Bases 282 to 2183 code for a protein of 633 amino acids. Gene Ontology annotation, biological process: regulation of transcription by RNA polymerase II. Gene Ontology annotation, cellular component: nucleus. The record is from RefSeq and is a predicted model, not a curated record. NCBI's taxonomy places the organism in Eukaryota, Metazoa, Arthropoda, Insecta, Diptera, Culicidae. The transcript is spliced from 4 exons. Gene Ontology annotation, molecular function: RNA polymerase II transcription regulatory region sequence-specific DNA binding; zinc ion binding; DNA-binding transcription factor activity, RNA polymerase II-specific.